Messenger RNA from Adineta steineri, 1470 nucleotides. NCBI's taxonomy places the organism in Eukaryota, Metazoa, Rotifera, Eurotatoria, Adinetida, Adinetidae. The record is from the annotation of a GenBank genome assembly.
AUGUUAGUCAUUAAAGGAAGAGUUUUUCCAGUGCUUACUAUAGUUCCGCAUACAUUCGAGACAAAAACUAUUACACCAGCUCGCCGUGAAUUUGAUUCCUACCCUGAACUCGAACAAUUUGUUCGUUAUUCAAUUGAUCCUAUAGUAUUACCUGGUGUUACUACUCAUUUCGGUUUUGACUGGAUGGGUAACAUUGGUCAUUCACUCUUCGAUGCAUUAUAUCCUGCUUAUGUUGCAUUAAUUCGUUUUCCACCCAGACAUGUUCGACCAUUUCGUAUACUUGCUACACUAAGAGAAUGUGAUGGUUGCCGUGAUGAAGAAAUAGUCAAUCGAUUUGCUGGAGUUGGUCUUCUUAAACAAUACGUUUUGAAUGAUAUGUCCAUUGGAAAUUGGUUUGUUUUUGAUGAACUUGUUAUGGGUUGUGGAUUAUUAUGUCAACGCUGUACACGACCAAAUUUACAAUUACCUGGUGGGGUAGAAUUAGAUGCUUCUAGACUUUUUCGUGAUCGAAUGUAUGCUCAGCACGGAGUUAUUCCACCACUUAGAAGACCUAGAUCUUCUCGAGAAGGUCGAAAUACACAUGAUGUUUUACGUGCUUAUAUCAUCGAGAAUAAACGUUUCAAUGACAUGGAUCGAAAGGAAAUAAAGGCUGCAAUAGAUGAAGUUAAUAAUUAUACUCUCACGUAUGAAAGUCAAAAUAUAACUAAUUUAACUAAAUUGAACUGGCCACUAAUCAAUGCCAAAAUUCUAGACUUUGGAGUUAGACCUCAGAAGAAACAACAAUCUCGAUUUAAUAAAACUAUAACAGAUGUUAGACCACCGACAUAUGAGUUGACAGAGACCCAAUAUACGGCUCAGUUAAGAUUAUUUCGUACAAUAGAUAUUCAUGUUACAGGUCCUGGUACAGGUCAAAUGUAUCAAACAUUUUUACCAGAUGGAUCAGUAAAUAUUAAUCUCGGUGGUUUGCAAGAAUCGAGGCGAGAACAUGGAAAUAUAUCCUUUACAACAUAUAUGGAACAAUAUAUGACUUCUGGUGCACCUUAUCUUAAGGGUCUCUAUUAUCCAAUCAAUGAACGACCCAAUGGAAUAAAACGAGAACAAGUAGUAAGACUUAUUCGAGAAGCAGCCAAAAUGAUUAUGGAUGGCUUUUCUAUACCAGUGAAUCCAAUAGAAAACUUAGCAACAGAUGGAAAACUAUAUAUUGAAAUGUGUGAAAAAGAUAAAGAAUUUUGCAGUCUUACUACCGAUCGAGCAGAAGGUGUUCCUUUUGGUUGUUAUCAUUUUUGGGUCGACGAAGUUAUUCAUGAACGUGGAGCAUGGAGAAGUCAACGUAAACCUGAUGGGACUAUAAAAUCAGAUUGUCCAUUCAAUCGUACGUUAUUAUAUGAACUAAGAAAAAAAUAUGAUAUUCAUCAUUAUGACACACUGGAGACUAAAGAAAAUAUUACUAAUAUUAGUGAAAAUGUUUAA